Aphanomyces invadans is the source of this 2004-nucleotide messenger RNA. RefSeq lists its product as hypothetical. NCBI's taxonomy places the organism in Eukaryota, Oomycota, Saprolegniomycetes, Saprolegniales, Verrucalvaceae. The record is from RefSeq and is a predicted model, not a curated record. The coding region runs from base 1 to 2004 and encodes 667 amino acids. The transcript has 5 exons. Gene Ontology annotation, molecular function: oxidoreductase activity; protein binding. Gene Ontology annotation, biological process: proteolysis. Gene Ontology annotation, cellular component: extracellular region.
AUGGUUGCAGCGCUUUCCAUUCUUGCUGCGUCCGUGGGCCUCGCCCUCGUGGCCGCCCAAUGCACCAAUCUCAUCGAAAACGUCGACUUUUACGGCUACGACGUUGGGUCGACAUCCCAGGCAGAUGCCGCGAACUGCUGCGCUGACUGUGAUGCCCAUUACAGCUGUAAAGUUUGGGUUUGGACCAGCUACCAAGGUGGCACGUGCUGGCUCAAGAACCAAACGUCCUCGCCCACGCCACUCGAUAGGGCCAAAGCUGGGGCACUGCCGGCUCCCCCGCUACCUCCUGCUUACGAGGAAUUGAUUGAAAACGUCGAUUACUGGGGACACGACAUCUCAAGCACCAAGCAAAAGUUCGCUCAGGCUUGCGGGGAAGACUGCGACGACACCGAAGGAUGCCAAUUGUUUGUCUGGACCAGCCACGAAGGCGGUACGUGUUGGCUCAAGCACACAUACGGUGGGCAAUCGCAUUUGUACGGCGCUAAAGCUGCUCGUCGCGCGUCUGGCAGAGCACCAUAUUCCGCAACAGCUCCUUUGGCCACCGACACUACCUCCAUGACAACCGCUAUGACCCUUGGACCCACCCUUGCAUAUAACACUCGCACCCUUGUGCCCAUCAAUCGGACCCGCGCACCUACAACAGUCACUCCUCCACCCCCCACCCCAUCGCCCACAACCACAGCAAAGCCGUACCCAACAACGGCACAGAUAUGCCCUGCUCGCGUCCGCAAGCCUUGGAACCAGUUGGACGAAAGCGCAAAAGCGCUGUUCUUGUCUGCGUUGGAGUUGUCCAUGGACCGUGGUUUGUAUCAGCGCUUCCUGGCCAUCCACAACGAGAUGGUGUCCAACAAUGAAGCGCACAACUCGUGCGUGUUUCUUUUCUGGCUCCGCUCCGCCAAAGUCCUUCUUCGACCCAGUCAAAUACUUGCGGUGCACACGAACGCGUCGACGCCAUUCUCGUCGGACCUUAUGAUUUUUGGUGCGGCGUACCCCUCGUUAGUGUGCGCCGAUUCGCGCCCGGUCAAUCAUUUCUGCCCGGUUGUCGAGCCCGGCGCCCGCUGCGACCGGUGCCUUCCGCGCGAUGCCACGGCGUGGAAAGAUGGAAUUCUGUCGGAAGAAUGGGAUGUUGACAUUCUCAAGGGGUAUCUCCACCUGUCCGAUGAAUCGCCGAGCAUCAAACUAGUGUCGUACGAUAUUGAAAUUGGCGCGCACGGACAGCUCCAUGCGCUGUUGCAAGGUCCGAUGGGGAACCCUUUCUCGUCGCCGGCCGACCCCAUUUUUUACGUGCACCACACAGCUGUCGACAUGCUCCACACGAUCUACCACCACUGCAAAAUCGAGCCGUUGGGGUUGAGCGACGAAGGCAAGAAGUCGUUUAUCGGGUCGUUCGAGGGGCGCAAGACGGACAAUGGCGACGACAUCACAGCCACGUCGGAGAUCAAGUCCAAGGUCACCAUCGAUGGAAAACUUGUCGAUGCCGAAUACGACGUGCUUGUUGGCAAGUACUUCAAGGACCUUCCGAGCCAGUACUGGGCGCUCACAGACACGCGGGACUUUGGCGCGCGCGCUUAUUCGUACCAGUUCAACGGUCUCCUCGGUCGGUUGUACACCCACUGCGGCAACGCGAUGCCAGUCGAGUCCUCCAUUAAGUCGGCCCAUGACAUCGACCAUGUUGUGGUUCAAGUGGAAUCGGCGACGGAAAUGAAUCAAGUCGACUACAACACGGCUGUGUUGGCUGCCGCCGCCAAGCAAGGCCUCACCCCAUCCCAAGUCGAACUUGAACUGCGCAAGAUGGCGCUACUCGUCAAGGAAUAUUGCUUGCCGGGGUCGGUCAAGCCCUACUCGGACGGCUUCAAGUCGGUGUGGAAGAUACAAGUACGCCGCCCGUCUGUCGCGUUGUUGGACGACUUGAAGGCUGGCCGCGCCACGAUGCAGCUCGCCAAGUGGCGCGACUUCCUUGCGAAUUACUUCAAGUGCACCGCUAUCCCCACUUCGAUUUUGUAA